AUUUAAUUGAAUGUCAACGAGAACUAGGAAAGUUUAUACUAAGGAAACCCCCGAUUUCUUUGGAGCUUGGAGUCUUCAUAAGUCGUGAGAGAGGAGAAUCUCUAAUCUGCCUCAGAGGUAUAGGAAGAAGUGCAGAAGAGAGCCUUCUUGUGAGGAUUCAGAUAAUAUUUAUAAUUAUAAGGUGGCUUCUGGGUUGAAAAAGAAAAGAGUCAAUAAAUCUCACAGAAAUGGGAUGAUAACUAUAGCACCACCUCGUUAUUCUGGAAUAAGCUACAAGGAGAAGAUCUACAAAUUUGAAAAGGAUAAUUUUAGUAUUCCUGAAAGACAAGAGAAAGUCAUGGAUAUAUUCAUGGCAGUCACUGAAACUUGCCCCAGCACGAUUCGGAGGAGUUCUCAUACCCCAAAAUACAGAAGAAUGCCCUCAAAAGUUAAAGAUUUCAGCAAGCCUAAUGAUUGAUAUUCCAUAAAAACACAUUCAAGAAGAAGGAAGAGUAGGACUUCUAACAAAGUUAAUGCUUCUAAGACAGUAAAUAAUUCAGCCUCUCUGCAAACAAAAAGAAGAACUGGGAUGCUAGGCUCCUUACCCCAAGCUCCAGUCUUGAAGCCUUCUAAGAUUAAAGUAGUAAAGAAAGAUAAAACAGCUAAGAAAAUAUGCCUGAAUUUUGGAGGAUCCAAGAAAUCUAUUACAGAUAAUUCCUCUGAAAAAUCUUCAUUGGAAGUCUCGCUGCAGCCUUCUUCAAAACCAUCUAUUGAAGAUGACUUCCCAGAAUCCUCCACUGUGGAGGAUGAUCUGGUGAAAGCGUCUUGCUUUAGACAGAUCACUGACAACAAGUGCUCUCUUGAGAGCACCAUUGUGCAUGAGAAGCCCAAUAAGGUGCUUGAGUGUAUAAACAGAGCAAAUAGACUUUUGAACAAUGAGUUCACUAAGAGACAAGUACAGAAUAUCAAAAAUGGGAGACUUCUAUCAUUAACUGAAAAGAUACCUCCUUCAGGAAAUAGUAAGCCCUCUAAACUGAACCACUCCUUCACUCAGAAAAGAAAUAAAUCAAAGAAAUGAAAGAAGAGGCAAACCUCUAGUAAAUAUCUAAAGAAAAGAGGAAGCAAAAAAUCAACGCUCCAGAAGAAGUCUCUCCUUGUUGGAACUAAGAAUCAUGAGAAAGUGUCCACCAGCUCAGCUGCCCCAGAUUCUGAAUUCACGAUCACUAAGGUUAACAGACAAGCUUAUCAAGGCUUUGUGACUGAUGACCAACCUUCUGAUAUCAGCUUUUGAAUGGAAGAGGAAUCUGAAGAGGCCACUAAGUGUCCUGAAUGCAAGAGAUUUUUUAUGGCCCACCAAAUGAAAGAGCAUAUCAAGUUAUGCCAGAGAGUGUUUUAG
Moneuplotes crassus is the source of this 1375-nucleotide messenger RNA. The record is from the annotation of a GenBank genome assembly. Lineage: Eukaryota; Ciliophora; Spirotrichea; Euplotida; Euplotidae.